GCUCCACCCUGGGGCGGCGCUCAGACUGAAUGCUGAAUGAACACGAUCGAAGCUCAAACCGCCCAUUCCACGUCCGGCAUGCAUUGGCAUGAAUGACGUCUGCUUGGAACUAGCCUCCCUGCUCUCCUUUUCCUCUUAAUGUUUACGUCCGUCCCAAGCCUCAGCCGCCUAGCGCACAACUCUCUCAGCAGUAGGGCCCACCCCCAGAGCUCAAGCUAAAGCUCCAAGCUCUUCCUCGCGCUGUUCCUGAAGGCCGGCCUCGAUUCACCACUACGCGCGCCACACACCGGAAUCCGAGCUGGCCGACCCCCCUCUGAAGCACAAUGAGCGGCGAAAAUGAAGCGAGGGCAAGGCCCGGCUUUGGACGCCCCGUCGCCUCGGGCAGCCAGACCACCUCGGCCGCCUACUACGGCCCGGGGGGCUCCAAGUCCCUGUCGGGCAUCGCCCUGCGCGCCUUCUGCCUGGGCGGCGCGCUCGCCGUGUCGGCCGUGUCGUGCGCGGCGGUGCUGCUGCUCACGUCGUCGCCGCUGUGGCGCCUGCCCUUCUUCGGCGCGUGCCUGGCGGCCUUCCACUUCCUCGAGUUCUGGACCACGGCGCGCUACAACCACGCCGCCGCCUCGGUCGACAGCUUCCUGCUGACGGCCAACUGGCCCGCCUACGCCGUCGCCCACGCCUCGGCCGCGCUCGAGUGCCUCGUCGUCGGGGCGCUGUUCCCCUCGAGGUCCUGGAUCUUGUUCUUGCCGCACGCCCUCGGUCCCUUGUUGCUGCUGGCCGGUCUCCUCCUCGUGGCGGCCGGCCAGGCGGUCCGGUCCGCCGCCAUGGCGCAGGCGGGCCCCAGCUUCAACCACAUCGUGCAGCACGCCCGGGCGCCGCAGCACCAGCUCGUCACGACGGGGAUAUACGCCACGUUCCGCCACCCGAGCUACUUUGGCUUCUUCUACUGGGCCCUCGGCACCCAGCUCGUGCUCGGCAACGUCGUCUGCUUCUUCGUCUACGCCGCCGUGCUCUGGAAGUUCUUCUCGUCCCGCAUCCGGGGCGAGGAGGCCGCGCUCGUGCGCAUGUUUGGCGACGAGUACGUGGCGUUUCGCAAGGCCGUCGGCACCAAGAUCCCCUUCAUCCCUUGAGAGAUUUGACUCGGUCUUCUUUUUGGGGUGAUGUCUGUCCAGGGGGGUGUCUUUCAGUCUGGUGUGCCGCACCGUCCACUUGUGUUUCUCGAGGAGUACCCACAACAAAAGCAUGUGCACGACAUGGCGCUAGAAGUAGACAUGGGACGCAGUUUCAUGCCUAGCGGUUUUCAGGAGCAAUGUGACAACUGGCGCAGUGUAAUCUUAGAUACUUCCUCUUCUAGACUGUCGUAUCGAUGCCUUAUCUUUAUCACGCAAACGUCUCGAUCAAGUCCAACAAACAAUGGCCUUGCCGGUGAAUUCAUAACAG
Molecule: messenger RNA, 1434 nt
Organism: Gaeumannomyces tritici R3-111a-1
Lineage: Eukaryota; Fungi; Ascomycota; Sordariomycetes; Magnaporthales; Magnaporthaceae
Product: protein-S-isoprenylcysteine O-methyltransferase
Exons: 2
Coding region: 324-1124 (266 amino acids)
Biological process (GO): C-terminal protein methylation
Cellular component (GO): membrane; endoplasmic reticulum
Molecular function (GO): protein C-terminal S-isoprenylcysteine carboxyl O-methyltransferase activity
Source: RefSeq, a predicted model, not a curated record